AUGCAGCAGAGAGGAGACUUUGGUCAUCAUGCACAUAAUUUUUGGAUGCUGUGGUUUGGAGCUGUUGCGCGGCAAGCUCUAGGAGCGGAAAGCGCUUUUUAAUCCGUCUGUGGAUGUUGCCAACUUGCGAUGGCUGUUGCAGGGCGAUGUAGCUGCAUAAAAGAGAACGUGCCUCUUUGUUUUUGUUUCCUCAUUGUUUUACUAAGUGGCCUUACCAAUGCACAAAUUCGUUACAGCAUUCCGGAGGAGAUGGAGAGUGGUACUGUCGUUGGGGAUCUUGUGCGCGAUCUCGGGCUGGAGCUGAAAAAGCUCUCCGCGCGUCGGAUCAGAAUCAGCUCCGACAGCGCGAGGCGAUACUUCAGCAUCAACCACAAAACUGGUAAGCUUGAUAUAAGCGACCGGAUAGACCGUGAAACGCUCUGUGAAUUCAGCGGCACCUGUACUCUGAGCCUCGACGUGGUGUUAGAAAACCCGUUCGAGCAGCACAGCGUGGAUGUUGAGAUUUUGGACGCGAAUGACAACUCGCCGCUGUUCCCCCGAGACGAGUACCAGUUGGAGAUCACCGAGGGCGCACAGCCAGGCACACGGUUUUCCAUUGAGGGCGCGCAGGAUUCUGACGACGCGUCAAAUUCCGUGCGCCAUUAUCGCCUCACCUCAAACGAACACCUGGCGCUCGAUUCAACCAAACCACCUGCUGACGGAAAACACAUAGAGCUUGUGCUUAAAAAACCCUUUGACCGCGAGCUCUUGCAGUCGCACCAGUUUCUUCUCACUGCCACUGAUGGUGGUUCGCCUCCGCGUUCAGGCACAGCCAAAAUCAACGUGCGCGUUUUGGACAGCAAUGACAACGUGCCAGUAUUCGAUAGCUCCGUAUACAAAGUUAAAUUGCGUGAAAACUCGCCUGUUGGCGCGCUGGUGAUUAAAUUAAACGCCACUGAUCGAGAUGAGGGCUCCAAUGGUGAAGUGUUUUACUCAUUUAGCUCUUACACGCCAGAAAAGGUGAGACAGGUGUUUUCUGUGGACACUGAAAGUGGGGAAAUUCGAGUUAAGAGCAAUGUGGACUAUGAAGAAACCAACAGCUAUGAAAUGUAUAUCCAAGCUGCAGACCGAGGCCAAGGGGCUGUUGCAGUGCACUGUAAAGUGGUGGUGGAGGUGCUGGAUGUGAACGAUAAUCCACCUGAGAUUGUGUUGUCGUCUCUUUCAAGUCCGGUUCGAGAGGACGCUAGGGCGGACACUGUGGUGGCUUUAAUCAGCAUAAAUGACAAAGACUCUGGCCAAAACAAACAAGUCAGUUUCGACAUCAUUCCCCCUGACCUCCCCUUUAAAAUCAAAUCAUUCCGAAACCAUUAUACCAUAGUUACCUCAGCCUUUCUGGACCGAGAAACCAUAUCAUCGUACAACGUCACGGUUACAGCUACAGAUGGCGGCAUUCUGCCUCUAUCGUCCUCAAUGACAGUGCGAGUGGAAGUGGCAGAUGUAAAUGACAAUCCGCCACGUUUCGAACAGACUUCGUACACCGUUUAUGUCUCAGAAAACAAUGUUCCCAGUGCACCUCUGUGCAUCGUCAAGGCAACCGAUCCUGAUGCUGGUGAGAACGCGCGCAUCACGUACACCGUCCUGAAUGACAACAACCAUGGAAUUUCUGUGUCAUCAUAUGUUUCUGUGAAACCUGUGACAGGUGAGGUGUACGCACUGCGAUCUUUUGACUUUGAAAAGUUGCGAGAGUUUCACUUCCAGGUCAAAGCUCAAGACAAUGGUGUGCCACCUUUGAGCAGGGUGGCAACUGUCUAUAUUUACAUCAUGGACUCAAACGACCAUAAACCACAGUUCGUACACCCGGCAGCGAACAGCUCGCACUCCACGGAGACUAUUCUACGAAACGCUGAGGCAGGGGUCCUUGUGACGCGUGUGCUAGCUUGGGACUUAGAUGCUGGAGAAAAUGCAUGGCUGCUUUACAGCCUCCAUCACCUGCCUGAAGUUGACUUAUUUAAGGUGCACGAGCACACGGGCGAGAUCCGCACUACGCGGCGAGUCAUUGAGGACAAUUCUACCGUCUUUGGUCUGACAGUACACGUAAGAGACCACGGCCUGCCUCCUCGCUCCGCAUCAAUGACUAUCAAUGUCGCCGUCAUGGAGCUCCCACCCAAAGUUGCCCCGGACCCCAAACGUAUCAUCAGGCCACACGGAACAAUGAUCUUCUCCAACGUCACCAUGUAUCUUAUUAUCGCUCUUUGUGCCACCACCUUCGUCUUCUUGCUCACCAUUUUCGUCCUAGCUAUCGUUCGCUGCCAUGCCUACUGCAGCCAGCCUGAUGCCUGUUCUUGCUGUGGUUCCAAGAAGAAGAAGACGACAAUGAAGAAGGCACCUAAAGAUGGUGGAGGAGGAGGGACUGCAGGUGGAGGAGCGGAUGGAGCCACAGGUGGAGGUGGUGGCGGCGAAGGCAGGGUCACGUUCCAGCAACAAGCUGCGGUGGUGCGGAGAGACCUGAAAGUGGAGCCACACUACAUUGAGGUCCGAGGAAACGGCUCAAUGACCAAAACGUACUGCUACAAGACCUGCAUGACCGCAACCUCGGGAAGUGACACUUUCAUGUUCUAUAAUACGGGACGGCCGAUGAGUGGUACCUGGGGUUCAGGGGCGGACCGUUUCUUCACGGGGCAGAGUGGACAGUUUGUGCGCAGAUUGAGCAUGCCCGAUGCCACGGCCAUACAGCCUAAAGCUCCCAAUGCAGACUGGAGAUAUUCAGCAUCUCUCAGAGCAGGAAUGCAAAGCUCGGUUCAUAUGGAGGAGUCGUCAGUGAUGCAAGGAGCUCAGGGUGUUCUCGUCCAGAACUGGCCCACCGUGUCCAGCGCAGCCGAUAACGAGGGUGGAGAGGUCUCUCCCCCAGUCGGCGCCGGAGUGGACAGUAACAGUUGGCAUUUCCGAUAUGGGCCGGGUCCUGGCGGCCCUCCUCCACACCUGAAACCCGGUGAGGUCCCUCCUGAAGCCUUCAUCAUCCCUGGUUCUCCAGCUAUAAUAUCCAUCAGACAAGGACAAGACGGAGAUGACAAGAGCGACUUUAUUACCUUUGGAAAAAAGGAGGAGAAGAAGAAGAAGAAAAAGAAGAAGGAUAAGAAAGACAAACGAGAGAAAGGCAAAGAUGAUGAUGAUUAGAGAGACAGAGGGAGAAGUUACACAAAUAAGAGCUGAUGUUUUUUUUUAAGACAGAAGUCCCAACAGAAGUCUGUAGAACGAAACAUCCAUUUAUUAAUUCUAAAAUCCAAAUUUGGGUAAUGUUGUGUAAAGCCUUUAACCAGACGCUUUGAAUCGUGUUACAUCCAAACCAAUUGGCUUUAGACUGAUAGUUGGCAUUCCCCUUUUCCCGUUAAUAAAAUAAUCUCACCUUAAUGAGCUGAUAUGUGAUUGGUUAAUGUUGUCCCAUGUCUCUGGUGGCCAACCCACUAUUCCACAUCGAAGACUUUCAGACUGAUGUUGGUACUUCUGUCUUGUCUGUCCUCUUGGUUUUUGUUUUCCAAUCUUUUGGAUAGGGAGACGAAAUCUGAUUUGAAAUGUUUAUAAGCUGUGUGCCGCUUCAGAUGGACUUACAUGUAGAAAAAUGGGGAAAGAAAAGAGGGCGUAAUUAAAAAGAUUGGAGUAAAGUUUGUGGUUAUCAAAUAGGGCACACAGUGGUGUAAAUACGCAGGUCGACCACAGCUUUACGUAACACAAUGAAGACGCUAUAAUUAAUGCUUUUUGCUCAUUCACUUUUCCUGGUCUGGGAUGGAAGCAACAUCCCUGGAAAAAAGGAAACGUUGAAACAUGUUUUCACUUCUUAAAACAAAAACAAAUAAGUCUCACAUCCUGGACAAAUGAAAAAAAACAACAACAGUGUUUUACCAAAAAAAAAAAAAAAAAAAAAAGACACUUAACCGAAUGAUGGAAUGCACUUUUGUUUGGUUGCUUUAAUUUUGUUAACAACAAAUGUUCUCCAGGCAUAGUAUAUAUGUGAGCAAGUGGUCCCAUAUAUACACACAUUUAUAUAUAUAUAUAUAUAUACAUGCACACCAAGUAAACAGGGUCAAAAAUCAAUGCAUCCCUUGUGGCACCCAGUAAAUAUUCUGCUCUGAAAUGCUCUAAACCGGUAAAGCUUGAGAUAAGUUUCUUGAUGGAGCUGUACGCCAUCCAAAAUGUCCUUUUGGCAGGUUAACCAACUUUCCUUUUCUCCAUUUGGAGAAGAAAUGCGGAGAUACAAACCUCACGAGCUACAGUAAACGAAAAGCUGAUGAGCUUGUUGUUUCAAGGGAUGGCUGAGAAUGUUUAUGCAUUGCGAACAGUAUUACUGUUGAUUCACCAAACCUUAAACGCCUCUGAACCCAUAAACUAUCCUUAAAUAUCCUCUUUAGAAGCGGCAGGGAGGCUGCGCUGUUCUUUGAGUGGCGCUACCCCAUGUCUGACGUUUCCCCAAUAACCUUGACCCUAACUUUGUGCCUGCCUCCUCAGCUUGUUCCUGGAAAGUCUCCAGUGUCAUACUAUACGAUAUGGAGUCCUCUACGUUCUGCUUGCUGUCUAGAAAACCACCACAACUAACACAACAUAGAUAGGUUUUCAAAUUGGGCAAAGCAGGGCAGGGGUUUUCUUGUGCGCCGUUUUUAUAAGCUUUAAGUGAACUUUAUUGCUUCUGUGCAGAGCUUCUGUCUGUCCGUCUCUCUGUCUUGCUCUCUGCUGGGUAGGCUAGCUCUAGACAUUGUGGUGUACUCGUAUAGUAUGGAGUAAUGCGGACAACGCCUGUCGAAUCCCCCUGCAGAGGACAGAAGCCCCUCCCACAACACUGUCCUAUGUGUCCAAUUAUCCUCAGCACAGUCACAUUUAAACGUAAAUGUGCAAUUCUGCUGUUCUCACAUUGGUUCUUUAACCGAAGUGAGAAUACGAAGGUGGGACUAGGCAAAGGGUGGAGCUUCAGGUAGAGAAUAACCGGUGGGGUUGCCAAAUGUAUUGAUUUAAACCGGUGUUACAGGUGAAGUGUUUAAUUUAUUCAACACUAGCAUCAAAAAACGUAAUUUUAAAACUGUUUCAACCAGGUUUCCCCUUCUGCCAUUGGUUGUACAAACAGAUUGGUCCCACUGUUGCUAUAUUCAACUGGUUGGGAUGCCUAAAAAGUGCCAGAGUGUUAACACUUUAUUAGGAAAUCAACCAACAAAUGGACAUGCUAACAUCGAAAGCAUGCACACUUCUCCGUUAAAUUGUUAUAUAAAGCAGUUGAACUUGUUAAUCUAUGUAAAUUCAGCUUUUUUAGAAAGCUUUACCUAUUGUGAAGACAACUUUGCAAUGGUAAUACACUUUAUACUACAACAAAUAGACUGUUGGCUCCACCCCAUGCCUUUAAACCCACUAUAGUUCUGAUUAAAGAGGCAGUGACAUGCCUUUGCUCUUAUACUAUUGGUUCCCUCACUUGCCUGCCUGUUGCCACACCACCAAAAACAUGUCUCAAACUGUUGUCAGUUUCACAAACAUGACCGCUGCAUGACCUUACCAGAAAGAAACACUUACUAUAUAGAAAUAUAUAUGAAUAUAGAUAUAGAUGGCUAUGAUUUUACUAUUUUUCUUUAUAGUUUUUAUUCGUUAUUUACACAAGAGAUUUGUGUCUGUACCGUCUCCGAGCCUUUUGCAUACUGACACCUCUUGCACCGACUUAAAGUGGACAGUUAUGACGUUACUAAACUUUGGUAUUUGUAAAUGCUCUAUAGUGUGAUGCCCUGAAGCUCUCGUUUUUAUCCUAUUAUUUUCUUUUUUUUUUGUUACGAGAACAAUGAAAAAGACAAAAAAAAAAACAUUUUGUGUUUGGCUUUGACAUACUGAUCAAACUAGCACUGUAUAUUGUAGCUAAACUAUUAUGUAUGAUGACUCUGUCCCUUCUCUUUCACUUUUCAUUUCAAACAAAAAACAGGGGGGGAAAUCCUGAUGUAAAUUACAAUACAUGUAGUGUAUGCUUGUAUCUAGUGAGCGUUCAUGCUGUCAUUCUUUCUUAGUGUCUGGUGGGGAUCAGUAGGUGGCGCUGAAGCUGUCCAACCGAACGGCGCACACCUGUUGUUACAAUCCUAUUCUUCUUUUGUACACCUGCUCAUCAAUAUGUGAUGGUGAAUUAGUGACAUCCAUUUCUCUCUUGUUCUCUCUUCCUCCUGUUUGAUUUCAUUACAAUGGAAAAGUGGUAAUGUGUUUUGUUUAUAAAUCACAAAAAUAAAUAAACUUUUCUUUCUUAAUAAUGUGACACAUUAUGUUCCCUUUUCUU
Molecule: messenger RNA, 6265 nt
Organism: Xyrauchen texanus (razorback sucker)
Lineage: Eukaryota; Metazoa; Chordata; Actinopteri; Cypriniformes; Catostomidae
Product: protocadherin alpha-C2-like
Exons: 4
Coding region: 130-3153 (1007 amino acids)
Biological process (GO): homophilic cell-cell adhesion
Cellular component (GO): plasma membrane
Molecular function (GO): calcium ion binding
Source: RefSeq, a predicted model, not a curated record